Musca vetustissima is the source of this 1268-nucleotide messenger RNA. RefSeq names its product septin-2-like. Lineage: Eukaryota; Metazoa; Arthropoda; Insecta; Diptera; Muscidae. Gene Ontology annotation, molecular function: molecular adaptor activity; GTP binding; GTPase activity. The transcript has a single exon. Gene Ontology annotation, biological process: cytoskeleton-dependent cytokinesis. The record is from RefSeq and is a predicted model, not a curated record. The coding region runs from base 1 to 1260 and encodes 419 amino acids. Gene Ontology annotation, cellular component: cell division site; septin complex; septin ring.
AUGACAGCUGAAGUGGAAAUCUAUGCAAAAAAAGAACCCCAUUUACGUUCGCUGAAACAGUCGGGACAUGUGGGCUUUGACAGCCUCCCCGAUCAAUUGGUAAAUAAAUCGGUGCAAAAUGGCUUUGUGUUUAAUGUGAUGUGUAUCGGCGAAACGGGUUUGGGUAAAUCCACCAUGAUGGACACUUUGUUCAAUACCAGCUUUGAGUCCACACCCAGUUCCCAUACCCUGCCCAAUGUGAAAUUGAAGGCUCACACUUAUGAGUUGCAGGAAAGCAAUGUACGCCUGAAGUUGACAAUUUGCGAUACCGUAGGCUAUGGCGAUCAAAUCAACAAGGAUGACUCAUUCAAGGCAGUUGUCGAUUAUAUCGAUGCUCAAUUUGAGGCUUAUCUUCAAGAGGAGUUGAAAAUCAAACGUUCGCUGGUCGGUUGCCAUGAUUCACGCAUCCAUGUCUGCUUGUAUUUCAUUUGUCCCACCGGUCAUGGCCUCAAGAGUUUGGAUUUGGUUUGCAUGAAGAAAUUGGAUAGCAAGGUGAACAUCAUACCCAUCAUUGCCAAGGCUGAUACCAUCUCCAAGGCAGAAUUGCAACGUUUCAAGUCGAAAAUCAUGCAAGAAUUGGCCAAUAAUGGUGUCCACAUUUAUCAAUUCCCCACCGAUGAUGAAACGGUGGCCGAAACCAAUCAGGCCAUGAAUGAUCAUGUACCAUUUGCGGUGGUGGGCUCCACGGAAUUUAUCAAAGUGGGCAAUAAACUCAUUCGUGCCCGCCAAUAUCCUUGGGGCACCGUUCAGGUGGAAAAUGAAACCCAUUGUGAUUUUGUAAAAUUGCGGGAAAUGUUGAUCCGCACCAAUAUGGAAGAUAUGCGCGAAAAGACUCACACCAAACACUAUGAAUUGUAUCGCCAAAAACGUCUCGAAGAAAUGGGCUUCUCCGAUGUUGAUUCGGAUAAUAAACCCAUCUCAUUUCAACAAACCUUUGAGGCCAAACGUUCGAAUCAUCUUGCCGAAUUGCAGGCCAAAGAGGAAGAGGUUCGUCAAAUGUUUGUUCAACGUGUCAAAGAAAAGGAGGCAGAACUUAAAGAAUCCGAAAAAGAGUUACAUGCCAAAUUUGAAAAACUCAAGCGGGAUCAUGCUGAGGAGAAACGUAAACUGGAGGAGUCUCGUAAAAAAUUGGAAGAAGAUUUCUUGGAAUUUACGCGACGUAAGGCUCAACUGGCCACCUCACACCACACCCUGACAUUGGGUAAAAGCAAAAAGAAGUAAGACGGCAA